Molecule: messenger RNA, 4938 nt
Organism: Chlamydomonas reinhardtii
Lineage: Eukaryota; Viridiplantae; Chlorophyta; Chlorophyceae; Chlamydomonadales; Chlamydomonadaceae
Exons: 2
Coding region: 95-4486 (1463 amino acids)
Molecular function (GO): RNA binding
Source: RefSeq, a predicted model, not a curated record
CUCGCGAUUGGCCGAUUCCUCUGCAAGCCAUUGUUUACACUCUCUCGCCGUUUACAAGCGUUAUUUUCUCGCUUUUAAACUUAUUUCAAACAAGAUGGGCGUCCGCCUCUUUGUGGGCGGGCUGCCUAAUGACAUUUCAGCCGCCGACCUUUCGUCGCGGUUUAGUCCAUUUGGGAAAGUCAAUAGUGUUGAGCUCAUCCCACCGAAAGACAAUGGCUUAACCGUCGCACAGAAGCCCGCUCCGGGCCGGGGGGGCCAACAAUCGCUGCCUCCACCUGCGACCUGCCGGGGUUUCGCAUACGUGGAGUUUGAGCCCAAGGACGAGGCGGCAGUGCGCAAGUGCCUGAGCGUGUAUAACAACAGCAAAUGGCGCGGCCACGUGUUACGUGUGGAGCUGGCCAAGCCAGGCCCCCUGGCGCGGCUGGUGGUGGACUGGCGGCAGCAGCAGGGGGAGGUGCUGGAGGUGCCGCAGGAGCAGGAGCAGCAGCCGGAGGGAGGGGGAGAGGCAGAGGGCCAGGAGGAGCGCAAGCAGCAGCAGCAGCGUGUGGCGGUGGAGGAGGUGGAGGUGCCGGAGGAGGUGGCGGCGGCGCGCGCCGCCGCCGCCGCCACCGUGUCGCCGGCGGCGCUGCAGAAUGCGCUGGCGGCCGCCGCAGCCACCGCGGCCCGUCGCGCCAAGGCGGCCGAGAAGCAGCGGCAGAGGCCGGCCUUCUUCGGGCCGCCGGCGGCGCCGCCGCCUGCGCCCGCCGACCUGUCUGUGCCGCUGACGCUGCCCAACCCGCUGUGCCGCUACAAGCCGCUGACGGUGCCGCUGGAGCCGCCGGAGCGGCCGCCGCGGCGGUCCUUCCCGCCGGCGGCGCCGCUGCCGCCCAGCCGUUUGCCGUGGGUGGCGGGGCAGGUGGAGGACUGGGGCGGCCCCUGCCGCCGCCCGGGGGACUGGCAGGAGGACGAGGAGGAAGACGAGGAGGACGAGGAGGAGGGGGCACCGCUGUCGUCAUCUGGGGGUGUUGUUGGUGCUGAUGAGGAUGAAGAUCUGGACCUAAACAUCAACAUGAGCGGCAACGAGCCGCUGAAGAAGAUGAAGGACAAGAAGCAACCGCCCGCCAAGACCGGCCAGGCGCCAGGCCGCCAGCCGCAGCCGCAACAGCAGCAGCCGCCCAGCGCGCUCUACCACAUCAACGCCAUCCGGGAGCAGCCCAUGCGCCCCUACAAGCCGCACCUGCUGCAGUCCGGGGCCGACGAGGCGGGAGCGGGUGGCGGCGGCGGCGGCGGCGUGGCGGUGGCGCCGCCGGCGUGGCUGCUGGAGGAGGACGACGACUCGGAGGGGCCGGCGGAUGAGCACAUGGGGGCGGCUGUAGCAGCUGUAGCUGGGUCAGGCAGCGGCGGCGGCGGCGGCAGGGCGGUGGGCGCGGCGACGGCGGCGGCGGCCAUGGCACGGACUGCGGCUAGGAAGGCGGCGGCAGCCGCAGCGGCGGCGGCGGAGGAGAACGAGGAGGUGGAGGAAGGGGACGGGGACGGGGUGGAGGAGGAGGAGGACGGGGAGGUGGAGAAGGCGGAGGGCGAUGGUGAGGAGGAGGAGGAGCCGGAGCCUGUGCCGGCCGUCAAGCCCGCGGCUGCUGGCAAGAAGGGGGCGCACAAGGUGCCAGCCGCCGCUACAGCCGCCGCUACUGCCGCUACAGCCGCUACAGCCGCCCCAGCCGCUGCGGGCUCUGCCAAGCGCGAGGUCAAGGGCGAGGUGCUGUCCAUGUUCAAGGUGCUCAAGUCCAUCGACAGCCACAGCCGCAAGCUGGCGGCGGAGGAGCAGUCGCAGCGCAUCAUCGAGGCCAAGAUGGCGGCGGCAGGCGGAGGAGGCGGAGGCGGAGGAGGCGGGCAGCAGCAGCGCGGCGGGCGGCAGCAGCAGCAACAGCGGGGCGGCGGGCGGGAGGCGGUGGGGCCGACGUCGGCGGGGGCGCUGCACUCGAAUGAGCAGAAGACGCUGGCGGCGGCGGCGGCGGCGCCCAAGGAGGACGUGGGGGUGGUGGACUUCACGGAUGAUGACGAGGAGGCGGAGGAGGUGCAGGCGGGGCGGGGCUACGCGGCGGCGGCGGGUGGAGGCGCGCAGGCGGCGGCGGGCCGGGCAGCGGCGGCGGCGGCGGCGGCGGAGCUGUCCCGGUUUGAUGACGACGACGAGGAGGAGCCGGUUGCCAAGAAGCCCGCGACCAAGGCGCAGCUGAAGGCGCAGCAGCUGCAGAAGCAGAAGCAGCCCCAGGUGCCGCAGAAGGAGGCCCUGCUCGUGCCCUCCGGACCACGGCCAGCCCCGCCACCCGCCGUCACUGCUAAGCCCGCGCCCGCGGCUGCGAAGCCCGCGGCCACUCCUAAGCCCGCGGCUGUGGUGGCUAAGGCCGCCACCGCCAAGCCCGCAGCUGCAGCCGCAAAGCCCACACCGGCACCGACACCAGCACCGGCACCGGCACCGGCACCAGCCGUGGCGCUAGGCGGCAAGCGGCCCGCCUCCGCCUCCGCCGCCGCCGCCGCCGCCGCCGCGCCGACUGUGGACUUCAUGGAUGAGGGCGACAAGGAGGAGUUGGUGGUGGCGGCAGCUGCAGCGGCGACCGGUGCGGCGGGGACGGCCGGCAAGCUGCGGGCAGGUCCAGCGAAGGCGGGGGCGGUGGCUGGCGGCGGCGGCAAGGCCGCGGCGGGGCUGGACCGCUUUGCGGGUUCGUCUGACGACGAUGACGACGAGCAGGCGGUGGGUGGUGGUGGUGGUGUUGGUCAGGCGGCUGCGGCUGAUGAGGGUGAUGAGGGUGAUGAUGAGGAGCCGCCGCCGCCACAGAGGCAGCUGUGGCCCCAGCAGGCGACGCCGGCACGAGCUGCCGCCGCCACGGCCACGCCCGUCCACAGGGCCGCCGCUGCAGCGCCCACGCCGCGCCAGGCUACGCCAGCCGCAGCAGCAGCAGCCGCAGCGCCUGCAGCUGCCACGGCAGGUGGGGGUGCGGAGGCGGGGGCGGGUGCGGAGGGGGGUGGCCGGCCAGCCAAACGGGCCAAGGCCACGCCCGCGCCAGCGACCACGCCCGCCGCGCGUGCCGCAACCGCGACUGCGGGCAGGGCCGCCACCACCACCUUCGGCAAGCCCGCCGCGGCGGCGGCGGCCAACACCAACAACACCAGCAACCGCGCCACGCCGGCGGCGGCGCGUGCGUCUGAGGGCCCGCAGGCGAAGAAGCGCGAGCGCGACGCCCCGGGCGCAUUAGUGGUGGGUGGCGGCGCCGCCUCUGCCACAGACAUCUUCAUCCCCUCAGCGCCCCGCGGCGGCGCCAGGACCCCGCUCACCGGCGGCCGUGGCGGCCGCGGCGGUGCCGGGGGUGCGGCGGCGGCGGCGGCUGCGCCUGGUGUGGCGGCGGCGCUGCUGGACCGGUUCGGCGGCGGCGGCAGUGACGACGACGGCGAGGAGGUGUUUGUGGAUGUGGACUCGGACGGAGAGGGGCGGAGGCGGGGGCAGCCGAGGCAAGGGGCAGCAACGGCAGGGAGCGCCGGGAAGAGGCCCCGCGCGCCGGCGGAGCAGCAGGCCGGCGAGGCGCAGCAGGCGCAGGAGGCGGCGGAGGCGCAGGCGGCGGAGGCACCGGUGGCCGCAGCUCCCGCGGUGGCAGCCGCGGCUGCUGCACCGGCCCCGGGUGUUGUGGACUUCAUGGAGGAGGAGCAGGAGGAGGCAGUGCCCGCCUGGAAGCGGCAGAAGCAGUGGACGCCGGGGGGUGGGGGAGGUGGGGGAGGUGGGGGCCGGGGAGGUAGGGGAGCAGGUGGUCGUGACGGUGGAGGAAGAGGGGGGCGAGGAGACUGGGGCGGCCGUGGCGGCCGCGGGGACGGCGGCGGCUUUGGCGGCUUUGCCGGGGGUCGCGGCGGGGCCUCGCCCGGCGGCCGCGGCGGCUUCGGCGGCCGCGGAGCCGGCAGGGGCAGGGCGUCGCCUGGAGGGCGGGGCGACGGCGGGAGGGGCCGGGGGCGAGGCGACGGCGACGGCGGCCGCGGGCGCGGUCGUGGGGACGGUGGGCGCGGUGGCCGUGGCUAUGGCCGUGGCGGUGGCGAUGCGGCCGCGCCGGCCCACACACAGCCCGCCAGCGCCGCACCGCCUCCCGCCAAGGCCGAUCCCCAGCAGCAGCAGCAGCAGCAGCAGCGGCCGCCACCGGCCUCUGCGCCGGCGUCAGUCGUCAAGUCGGUGGCGGCGGCGACGGCGGCGCCGGCCCCAGGAGGAGCGGCGGGCCCUAAGCCCACGCCGCCGCGGCCGCUGGGCGGGGGGCCGCUGGGCGGCGGGCUGGCGGCGGCGGCGGCGUUCGUGCGGCCUGCGGGCAGUGCGGCGGAGCUGAGUGCGGCGUGGCAGGCGCAGCACGCGGCGGGGCUGACGGCGGCGGGGGCGCGGGACAGCGCGCGCACGGCGCAGAGGGCCAUGCAGGGGCGGCCGGGCAGCGGAGGAGGCGGAGGUGGAGGCGGAGGCCGGGGGCGGGGGCGUGGCUGGCGGUAGGAGCGUGCUGGCAGCGUGUGUGUAGUGCCGGUAGUGUGAGGUUGGCAGUGUGUGGGUCUGUGGGGGUUUGGGUGAGGUCUAUAUUACCCGCCUCACACCCGGGUGUGUGCAUGACAGUGAUGGGUGUGCGGGUGAUGGCGGCUUCAAGCGGCGGCGGCUGCCCACAGGCAUAGCGCAGGCCAAUCGGCCCAGAGGGGUGCGAUGGGACAGCGUAAGGGGGCAGGGUUCCGAAGUCUCGGAGUGUGCAGCGUGUAAGGGUGGCGCAGGCGUGUCCAGAGAGGGAGCGCCAGCGCCCGGCGGCACUAAGGGGGCGGGGUGGAGCCCGGGCCGGGACCCGCGGACCCCGAUGCAUCGGUCUGAAUCCAGGGUAUCAGAAGCUCGCCCUGGGGUCAGGCGUUCACCUAAAGGUAUUGCCAAGGUCAAUUCGCUAAGACGUGUAAAUAACCAUCAGG